AACCUCUGCAGCAGCGUUAGCUUCUCUUGAUCACUUGUACUGUACGAGUGAUCAAUUGCCUUACCGGUGGUCUGGCAGGGACCCAGCUCCACCCGCACCGCCAACCCCUUCAGUCACCUCCCAGCUAGUCUACAUAACUUACACUUGUACUCGAGUACUCGUGCAAGUGCCGUAGCUCAACCCGCCAGCCACGUGACCAACCUUAAACACCGUAAGCUCUCCCAUCGCGAACUCUAACCCAACCACACCCCCCGAUCCCGUCACCAGCUGCAAUACGAACCGGCCGCCGCACGCAGCCUCCUCAAUUCCUCCAACAAUGGUCCUCUCCUUCAUCCUGAUCCAAAACCGCCAGUUGGUUCCCCUUCACCCUCCCCGAAACCCGCGCUAACCCCCCACCCUCGCCCACUCUAGAGGCAAAACUCGCCUAGCAAAGUGGUACGCCCCAUACGACGUAUGCCCCCUCCACCCUCCGAUCGCCCCGCAUCCCUAUUAACGAGCGUAGGACGAUGAAAAAGUCAAACUGAAAGGCGAGGUCCACCGCCUCGUCGCCCCGCGCGACCAAAAGAACCAGAGCAAUUUCGUCGAGUUCCGCAACAACAAGAUCGUUUACCGCCGCUACGCUGGCCUCUUCUUCUGCGUGUGUGUUGACGCGAACGAUAACGAGCUCGCGUACCUGGAGGCCAUACAUUUCUUCGUGGAGGUCCUUGAUGCCUUUUUCGGGAACGUUUGCGAGUUGGAUCUUGUUUUCAAUUUUUAUAAGGUCUAUGCCAUACUCGACGAGGUCUUUCUGGCCGGCGAGAUUGAGGAGACGUCGAAGCAGGUUGUGCUUACGAGAUUGGAGCACCUGGAUAAGUUGGAGUAGGGAAUGGGGAAUGGGGGAUCUAUGUGAGUGGGAGGGGUUGGUGAAGGGCAGUGGGAAGUAGAAUGUACUCUCUUCGGGCCAACUUUUUUCUUCUUAUUCUCUUCAUUCCUACAAAGGCAAUAGAUGGAUUGGUGGAUGGGGUGAGCGGUGGGGGAUAUAGGUGUCACAGAUGUGCCAUAGAGGACGUAUAUUCGGUGAUGAUAUCCACUGCGGCACUUGCCGCCAGAAUACGGGCUCUCUAAUCUGUAAAAAAUAGAUCCUAGACUUCCACUUUCA
Tuber aestivum (summer truffle) is the source of this 1138-nucleotide messenger RNA. Lineage: Eukaryota; Fungi; Ascomycota; Pezizomycetes; Pezizales; Tuberaceae. The record is from the annotation of a GenBank genome assembly.